Balearica regulorum gibbericeps (East African grey crowned-crane) is the source of this 609-nucleotide messenger RNA. Lineage: Eukaryota; Metazoa; Chordata; Aves; Gruiformes; Gruidae. The record is from RefSeq and is a predicted model, not a curated record.
AAACUUUCACGUUUGCUGGGGAAACCUAAACCAAAUGGAUCCCCUCAAGAGACAAAUCAGCUGAAAACUGGGCGGUUGGUGUUUGGAGGCAGCCAGUGCUCCUCUGCAGUGAAUUCUGGUAGGACAGCACCACCUCAUGGCCUACUGAUUUCUCAUAUUGGAAAGCUGAAAGAUUUUCUUCUGCAACACAGAAAGGAUUACAUCAAUGCUUACAGCCAUAUUAUGUCUGACUAUGUGAGGAUGACAGAUACAGAGCGUGAUCAGAUAGAUCAAGAUGCUCAGAUAUUUAUGAGGACAUGUGCCGAUGCCAUUCAUCAGCUGAGAACAGAAGCACACAAGGGUGUCCAGUCUGCUCAGGUAAAGGAGCACAGAACAGCUGUCUUGGACUUCAUUGAAGAUUACUUAAAAAGAGUGUGUAAGCUGUAUUCUGAACAGAGAGCCAUCCGAGUUAAGCGAGUGAUAGAUAAGAAGAGAUUGUCCAGACUUGAACCUGAGCAGAGCAAUGUGUCCAAGUCACCUCUUUCCCCUGAAAAAUCUUCACAGAAUCCUGUGGAUGAUUCUGAAGAAAAGCUUUCUGCUGAGGAAAGCAAAGGUAAGAAUAAAACAUAG